Babesia sp. Xinjiang is the source of this 399-nucleotide messenger RNA. Its product is annotated as 40S ribosomal protein S17. Gene Ontology annotation, cellular component: ribosome. NCBI's taxonomy places the organism in Eukaryota, Apicomplexa, Aconoidasida, Piroplasmida, Babesiidae. The record is from RefSeq and is a predicted model, not a curated record. The transcript has 2 exons. The coding region runs from base 1 to 399 and encodes 132 amino acids. Gene Ontology annotation, molecular function: structural constituent of ribosome. Gene Ontology annotation, biological process: translation.
AUGGGUCGAGUACGUACUAAGACCGUCAAGCGCGCUGCGCGUCAGAUCGUAGAGAAGUAUUAUGCGAAGCUUGGUUUGGACUUCCACUUCAACAAGAAGGUUGCGGAAGAGGUGGCCCAGAUUCCAUCUAAGCGUAUGCGCAACAAGGUCGCUGGGUUCAUCACUCAUUUGAUGCGUCGCAUCCAAAAGGGUCCUGUUCGUGGCAUUUCGCUGAAGCUCCAGGAGGAAGAGCGUGAACGCCGUAUGGACUUCGUCCCUGAACGUUCUGAGGUGGACGUGCCGCUGAUCCAGGUGGACCAGGACACUGCCGAUAUGUUGAGCUUCCUGAAGCUGAACAUCCCCAACGUUAAGGUGAUCACCGCCAAUAUGCAUGGUGAUGCUAUGCACCAGAGGUUCUGA